Molecule: messenger RNA, 4089 nt
Organism: Exaiptasia diaphana
Lineage: Eukaryota; Metazoa; Cnidaria; Anthozoa; Actiniaria; Aiptasiidae
Product: glutamate receptor ionotropic, kainate 2
Exons: 15
Coding region: 393-3152 (919 amino acids)
Biological process (GO): modulation of chemical synaptic transmission; monoatomic ion transport; synaptic transmission, glutamatergic
Cellular component (GO): postsynaptic membrane; plasma membrane
Molecular function (GO): glutamate-gated receptor activity; transmitter-gated monoatomic ion channel activity involved in regulation of postsynaptic membrane potential
Source: RefSeq, a predicted model, not a curated record
UCUUCAGAAAAUGACGGGUCAAGAGAGAGUUCAUAAGACAUGUGAUGUAAGAUUCUUUUAUGAGCCAAACGUAACAACUGGUAUAAUCAAGGCGAUCUUUACCACACCGUUCUAUUGUCAGUGAUUCAUUCUUCUUUAUCGAUGUGUUGGUCGAUCAUCGUGUCGUGAAUCAUUGCGCAUUAUUUAUUAUUCAUGGCAAAUACUAAAACAAGUAAAGUGUCAAGUCAUGUGAACACCUGGGAUAUCAUGAACGCUCAAACAACAACUUCGACUUAUUGCUAACACCUCAACCGCGAAGAUUGUUCACAAAAACACCUACAAACCAACUAAUCUUGCUAUAGUUAGUGAAAGGAGAUUACUUGGAUGAGUUUUGCUCGCAAGAGUUUGCAGACAUGGGUACUGGUACUUUGAUCUUGCAGGCUUUAAUUCUCUUUGGUUGUUUCGGUGGAGUAUUGGGGACCUUAAAUCGUAUUAAUAUCGUUAUAGGAGUUCUGUACAGACAAGAUUAUGAAGGCCUUACACAAAUGCUGAGAAUUCUACUCAAACAUGACCUAACGGACAUCCAUAGCAAAAUCCUCCCGCCCCAGUACCGACUCAAGCCUGUUUAUAUAAACGUGGAAGGAAAACCGCUCUUAUCAAAGGAGGUUGCGUUAACUCUUGAAAAAGCAGUUUGUAUCUUGGAUAUGUACGGCAAUGACCCAGACGCCUUUGCGCUGAGUGAAAUGUUACGACUACCGCUGAUCACAAUGGACAGUCUUAAUAAUGAUCCUCCAAAUCGCUUCGUGCUGUCAAUUCGACCACAAUACCCAGUCAUCGCCCAGGCUUUGUUUGACAUUAUACUAUAUUUUAAGUUUGCUGAUGUGGCUGUAUUGUAUGAUGUUCGAAAGACACGACUGGCAUCUUAUUUUUACUCGCUGGCUCGAAGUCAAGAUCGUUUUGGUGUACAUUUAAUGCCUGAGAUGGAUCUAGAUGAUCGGAGUAAAACAAUUGACGCACUCAAGACGCUCAUGAGGUCAUAUAUAACAAACGUCGUUUUGAUUUGCGAUCACAAAGAUAUGGCAAACAUCAUGAAUGAGGCGUUAGCUGUGGGGAUCAACAGCCCCGACUAUCGGUGGAUUGCAAGCGAUGUAGAAGUAGCACAAGGCAACAAGACAUACUAUCCAUCUAUUCUGGGAAUGGUUGGAUUAAGUUUGCACGUGACAAACAAAAGGGUUUCAACUGAAUAUAAGAAGUUUGAUGAUCUGAUUAACAUCAAUGGCGGUAUUCCUGUGGCACCGGUGGUGUAUGCAGCGAUUAAUGAUUCCCUGUACUUAAUCACUCGUGCUAUUAAAAGCUUAAUAACAUCCAAUAGAUGGGACAGCCUAUAUCCACCUCCAACCAAACCUUACACAAACAUGGUCAGCUGUCCCAUGAAGGACGCAAAGUCUUUCAAAUCACAAAAUACUGCUGGAAUUCGGUUGCUUGAGACAAUGCAAAAGAUAGGUGAUCACGAUGGUCUGACUGGUGUCAUCAAUUUCGACAUGAGUGCCACAAAUCAGCGUCGCCUUGAUAUAUUGAACAUCGUAGAGAAGAAUGUUGAAAAGGUUGGUACAUGGAAUCCCAGCCCUCAGAACGACGAGGAGUCAGUGACAAUGAAGGACGUUAAUCCCGUCCAGUGGGUCGGGGAUUUUGCAGAUCUUGUGAAAUGUCACAAUCCAGGAAAGCCAGGAAAAAAGUUCGUAAGAGCCAAACGAGUUUUACGAGUCACUACUGUUAUUGAGCCACCGUUUGUUGAGUGGAGCAAUGGUACUAUUUUAACACGACCAGUUGCUAACACCAGCUUACAAGGAUUUUGCUUGGACUUACUCAACGAGCUCUCAGGGAUGUUGAAUCUCGACUAUCAAAUACUUCUAAGGACAGAUAAUGCUUAUGGGAAGAAAGUACAAGGGCGAUGGAAUGGAAUGAUAGGAGACUUGGUUGACAAGAAAGCCGACAUCGCUCUCGCCCCAAUCACCAUAUAUGCCACUCGUGAGUCAGUGAUUGAUUUUACUAAGCCAUUCUGGGACUUUAGCAUGAGUUUGAUCAUGCAGAAAGAAACAGAGGAAGAACUUGACUUAUUUGCAUUCGUAAAGCCAUUUGAUGGAAUCGUUUGGAUCUUGAUUAUUGGAGUUGUUCUUUUUGUCACGAUCAUGAUGUACAUCGUAGAUCUGUUCAGUCCCUUUGGUCAUCGAGCCGAGGCAACAGACACGGGCGAGGGGGCUGGUGAUGAGUUCAAUCUGUUCAAUAGUCUUUGGUUCGCUACAGCGUCCAUGUUACAGCAGGGAGGGGACAAUACACCCAAGUCUCCCUCUGGUAGGAUCCUUGCAGCUGCAUUCUGGUUUUUCAUUCUUAUUAUAAUCUCUACAUACACGGCCAACCUUGCUGCUUUUUUUACAAUCAAACACUCCAAGAAAACCAUCAACUCUCUGGAUGAUCUCGCCAACCAAGACAAAAUUAAAUAUGGCGUGCUCAAGGGUGGUGCCAUUGAUACUUUCUUCGAGGAUUCCCAGUUACCUCUCUACCGUAAAAUGUAUUCACAAAUGAGACAGAAGAAUUCUUACGCACCAAGUACCAGCACAGGAGUAGAGUGGGCAAGAAAAGGAGGUUAUGCAUACCUGACUGAGCAGCCGUAUCUCGAUUAUUACAAUAUGAGGAAGCCAUGUAAUACUACCUUACUCAAUAACUUAAUCUCGUAUAAAAGUUACGGGUUUGGUCUGCAAAGGAAUUCGCCUUAUGUGAAUGAACUGUCUGUGGCGAUUCUUAAGCUUCGAGAAAAUGGUUUCAUCGACAGUAUCAAGUACAAGUGGUGGGAUGAAAGAAGUCAGUGCGUAGUCGAACCUAAGUCUGCUACAGGACAAACAGCCAGCCUUGGAAUUCAGAACAUGGCGGGUGUAUUCAUUAUUCUUCUUGGUGGAGUUGCACUUUCCUUCUUUCUCAUCAUAAUUGAGAUCAAGUGUAAACGACUAGUAGACUUACUCACAAAAACAGGACAGUGCUCCAAAAAGGACACCGAUUCGUACGAAGUGAAUUCUUCUGAAAACCACGUUGAAUUUCAUCCUUUUAUGUCUAUCAAUCGACCUACAACGCUGAACCUACCUGAAUGUUAUGCUAAUGUCCAAGAAAGUAAGCUAUAGCUAUUGUCACCAUUGCUGGUUUCUCACCAAUCAAAGACGUGACAUUCGAGUCUGUGCUGAUAGAAGACUUGUAGUUGUCAUAGAGAUGCCUACCAUUAGGAGCAUAAUGGAGAAACAUUGAAAACAAAGAGUAAGCAUUCAAUGGACUGAAGACUUGGUGUGGACUUUUGGUUUCAAAGCCGGUAGGCCGGUUAUUGAGUUUGAUUUGAAAUUCCAUGGAACAUUCUUCUCAGUGGGAUUAGAACAAUGGCACUGAAAACAAAAAGGACAACCUUGUUUGAAAAAGAAAUAACUACGAUAACGACAAGGAUAUUUUCAUUGUUUUCAGGCGGAAUAGGUUGCAUAUAUAGACAUUGGAUUGUCUACGUACGGCUCACAUAUUAAGCAUCAAUUUGCAUUUAUAAAGCAAUUAAAAGUAAAAUAAUUAAUUAAUCAGCUGAUAAACUUAUUCAAGUCAGUGCUCUAAAAGUAAUUUACGACAAAUUUCAUACCCAGGUUCACUGACCACGAACACGGCAUUGAACCGAGGCGUCAAGGUGCACUAAAAGAAAAGAUGUGUGUACCUUGUUCCUUUAUGACUCGGUUCAGUGUUUUGUUCGUUGUGACUGAGCCUGAGUAUGGAAAGAGGUAGACAAAGAUCGAAAACUGGCUGACGCUUCGGGUGUGACCUCUCGUCGAAAUGAAGCUGAGCCGAGACGGAUGGCGAACUUUUUCAAUCCUUUAGUGUAUAAUUCCUGCUUUGAAUCCUGUUUCCUCAGGAAUACCGACGCAGUUCAUAAAGUAAAGCUGUAAGUAAAGUAAGGUGUAAAGCUAAUUAGUAUUAUUUAGUAAUAAUAAUCAACUUGUAGUUAUUUAGCAUUAGGUAUACAAUAACGUAACGACAUACUGUAUCAUUAAAAAAAGAGCAAAUGAUAAUAAACAAAAUCCACUUCGUGGA